This is a messenger RNA of Paramuricea clavata, 396 nucleotides long. The record is from the annotation of a GenBank genome assembly. Lineage: Eukaryota; Metazoa; Cnidaria; Anthozoa; Malacalcyonacea; Plexauridae.
AUGACUGAUGUUGAGGUUGCAGUAGAUUCUGAUUUAGAAAACCUUAGAAAUUGGUUGAUGGCCAAUAAACUUAGCUUGAAUGUAGCUAAAACUGAAUUCAUGUUGAUUGGCUCACAACGAAUGAUAAAGCAUUCUCACCCAAAUAUUUCUAUUGAAAACAAACAAAUUAAGCAAGUUUAUGAAUGCAAAACUCUUGGAAUAAUAGUUGACCAGCAUUUAUCAUGGAAAAGUAGUUCUAAAAAUAUUUGUAGGAAAAUAACAGCAGGAAUUUCUGCUCUCGGUCAUGUCAAAACUUUUGUUGAGAAAGAUACACUUACUUCAAUUCAUAAUGCAAUUAUUUGUCCACACUUCGAUUAUUGUUGUGAAGUGUGGGAUGUAUUUGGUGAAACACACUAA